AUUUAUUUUGUGUCGCGAUGGGUGGUCGAUGAUAGAAGGCGCCGUCGCCCUCCUACUCGGUCUCCUCGCGCCAAGUCUCGUCAGGUACCUCGUCAGCCGCUUCCGUUCAUCGUACGGCCAUGAAGCCUACGGAGAUGCCCUACAACAUGCAGCACUCAAUAUCCGAUGCGACUCGCUCUGGCUCAACAUGGGUUUCUGGGCCAAGACGGUCGACUUUCCGACGGCCUGCCAAGGUGGGGGGAUGGCACAGCGCCAUGAUGUCCGUACUGCUAAAUGUGAGGCAGCAGAUUUAGCGCUGCAGCUCGUACAACAUGCCCGGCUUGACGCGACAUUGCCACGCGGCCAGUCCUCUGUCUUGGAACUCGGCUGUGGCUGCGGCGAGACGUUCAGAGUCUGGCAAGCGACGUUCAGACCGGACGUCAUCGAUGCCGUCACGACGAUGAGGUCUCAUGCCGUCAUUGCUGAGCAGCGCCUGCGUGAUCUAACAGAUGCCAAUCUGCUGAGAGAUCACCAUCUCUACCAGCGUGAUGCGAUCGAGUACACGCGGAAUCCUGACCGACGAUACGAUGCUGUCAUUGCGCUCGACUGUGCAUACCACUUUGACACUCGCGCGGCUUUCUUGCGGAAUGCCUAUGGAUGUCUACAGACUGGCGGCACGCUCGCGCUGACUGACAUUGUCAUGCUUCAGCCGAUCUCGAAGCUCGGUGCGUUCGACAGGCUCAAGCAAUGGGCUGUCUGCCGUCUUGCCGGCGUGCCGUGGACGAACAUGGUGACCGACAUGGAGGAGUAUGUCACUCUUUUGCAAGGGAUCGGGUACAACAACAUCAACAUAAGAGACAUCUCAUCCGACGUCUUUGAGCCUCUCGCCGCCUUUCUCGAGGAGCGUGCAGGUGACGCAAACUUUGGCGUCGUAUCGAGAACAAUCUGGUGGGAGUAUCUUGCUUUUGCAAGCGUUCUACGGUGGUGGCAUCGCGGUCGUCAAGUCGGCUUCGUCCUCAUUGCUGCACAGAAGCCAUGACCGGCCUAUUUGCCAGUCUUGAGAGCGUGUUGUACGGCAUCGCAGCCUGAUCCACGGGUGCAGACAAACGUCUCCGGGCCCGUCUGACACUUGAUAUCCUCUACCGACGGACAGCUGCACGCGGCAGGCGAGCUCACGCAGUCGAGCGUGUUCGGGCAGAGAUAGUCAUUGCACGAGAGCUCGUCGACCUGUUGCCUGUACCAUUUCGAUUUGGUAUCCUGAGCCGGUCUCGCACCUUGCUGGGCCUGUUGCUGCCCGC
Molecule: messenger RNA, 1277 nt
Organism: Mixia osmundae IAM 14324
Lineage: Eukaryota; Fungi; Basidiomycota; Mixiomycetes; Mixiales; Mixiaceae
Exons: 2
Coding region: 29-1018 (329 amino acids)
Source: RefSeq, a predicted model, not a curated record